UCUCUUACAAUUUGCGGUUUUGUAUCGUUUUUAUAUAGCCAUUGACUGAUAGAGCAUAUGAGAAGGAAGCCGGCUGGAUAGCUUACUCAGUAAUAGACCAGAAUCGAAAGAGUCUUAUAUUUAAAAAAUGGCUACCCAAGAAUCGGACGCCCAGGAAAUUCAACAGCGAUUUACCUUUAAACAGCUGGCGAAAUACAAGAGGAUAUUCAACAUAUUUGACAUUAAGAAGGAUGGUGUAGUUAGUGUGAAGGAAAUGGCAGCAAUGGCUAAAAAAUUAGGUUAUAAUCUUGAUAAAACUAAAAUAGAGGCCAUAGUAAACAAAUUGGAUCGAGAAAAGAAAGGCACUCUCAACUUCCUGGACUUUCUUUGUGCAAUGCCUGGGAAUGUUGAUGAAAUUCCCAGCGAGGAGCAUAAACGAGCUGCUCUCAGAAUACACUUGAGAGAAUUUGAUAAAGAUGGCACGGGCUUUAUUGCUGAAGAUGAGGCGCGUGAGGUAUUGGACAAAGAGCUAGCAUUCCCAGCAUACAAACUUGCCGCCUACAUGAAGUUUUUCAUCAAAAAUAAAGACGGGAAGAUCAACAUCAACGAAUUCUCAGAAUUUUAUCAACAAGUCGAAGAAAAAAAAGGCGAACUUGAGAGAAUCUUCAAAGAGUUUGAUACCAACGGUGAUGGGUUCGUCGAUAUUCAAGAAGCUCAAGUGGCAAUGAGGCCGUUUGAUGUCCCGGAUGAGGAGACGGAGAGGUUGGUGCUGGAGAGCGACAAAGAUGGCGACCAGAAGCUCAACUGGACAGAGUUCGUGAACUUUUGGGGGACAGAUUAAUGAGGAAUCUGAUAAUAUUGUGGACUGAAUCUUCAAUUAUAUAUCAGUGUUAGGACAUAUUGAAAGAAAAGAAUCAUUGUUAUUUAAUUUGUUUUUUAAGAAAAAAACGAUGUUUUGAUUUCACUUUGCUGUUACUUAAUUAUCGAAUAAAGAAACUUUUUAGAUCGUAAAACAUUUCGAUACGGUCUUUGUGUAUUCUGUUUUGAGUAUUGAGGAUUUAUCGCAAUCACCAUUUUAAACUUUGGAUUUUAACAAGUUGAGUCUAAUUACCAGAGAAUAAAUAAAUGAUGAACAUAUAAAAGCG
Messenger RNA from Lingula anatina, 1124 nucleotides. RefSeq names its product calmodulin, striated muscle. Gene Ontology annotation, molecular function: calcium ion binding. NCBI's taxonomy places the organism in Eukaryota, Metazoa, Brachiopoda, Lingulata, Lingulida, Lingulidae. The record is from RefSeq and is a predicted model, not a curated record. Gene Ontology annotation, cellular component: myosin II complex.